Electrophorus electricus (electric eel) is the source of this 4465-nucleotide messenger RNA. It is a transcript of the gene parp10, whose product is annotated as poly(ADP-ribose) polymerase family member 10. Gene Ontology annotation, biological process: protein poly-ADP-ribosylation; negative regulation of gene expression. NCBI's taxonomy places the organism in Eukaryota, Metazoa, Chordata, Actinopteri, Gymnotiformes, Gymnotidae. The record is from RefSeq and is a predicted model, not a curated record. Gene Ontology annotation, cellular component: nucleus; cytoplasm. Gene Ontology annotation, molecular function: transcription corepressor activity; NAD+ poly-ADP-ribosyltransferase activity; nucleic acid binding.
UUACUGUUUUGUGCGCAGCGAGAAAACGAGGGCUAUAAACAGGAAGUAGCUUGUGCGUCAUGAUCUGAAGCAAGACAGGUUUGAGGAUGGGUGACGAUAGUCUGGAAGAUAGGAGUGUAGAGGUUCUUGACAUCCCCGAUGAUGUGGAGGAUGACUUCCUGUGGCUGUACUUUGAAAGCAAGAGGUCUGGGGGAGGAAAUCUUAUUUCUUUGGACAGAAAUGGUGACAGAGCCUUACUAGUGUUUGAACAAAUUGAGGAUGUGAAAAGAGUCCUGUCUAAAGACUCCCACACCCUCAGUAACGCCAAACUGGCUGUGCGAAGGAAGCCCCCAAAGGAUCAUGGGAAGUUUGUGUUGCGGGGUCUGACUCGCAACACGAGCCUGGAGAUGGUGGAGCUCUACGUGGAGAACCUGACUGGAUUUGACUCAGAUAACUACACUCUGUAUCCAUCACCUGGAAAGGAUAUGAUUCUUAUACACCUCCAUGCACCUUUGACUGAGGAUUUUCAGAAGAUUUCCGACAAAGUUUGCAGAAGGACACUCGAUGGAGCAAAACUCACUCUUGAACAGGUUGACUGCCCAGAUUCCAUUUUGGUGGAGAAUCUCCCCUCUGCACUUGCAGACGACACAUUAGCGCUCUACUUUGGGACCAGCCGUGGGGGAGGUGCAGAGGUGACUAGCGUUAGUAAGCUGGCUGAGGGGCUUGCCAAGGUCUCUUUCAAAGAUAUACAAUCUGUGGAUUGUGUGCUCAAGAGGUCACACAGGCUUGAAGAAACAGACUUGAUAGUGAAACCGUACUUUCCUUUUUUGCACUUGGAGGCAGUCGAGUCAUCCACAAGUUUGCAAAAUGGAACAAAUGAGCCACAGCAUGAUCAGAGCCACUGGGAAGGGCACUCUGUCCCAGACCAGAGUGUGGCCGCCUCGGAUCUGGUGUCCAGUGCCCCAUCACAACCCUUCACCACGGCUACCGAACAGGCAGCUUCUACCCCAAAACCUGAACCCCUUUUCCCCUCAGUCACCUCACAACCCGAUCCCCAUUCCACCCCAGUCACCCCAGUAGGAUCCUUGACUACAGCAUCUCCUAACUCAAAAACUUCGGGGAGUAGUGAUGCUAAUAACACCAUGGAAGACACUGCACGCACAGUCCUCAAUAUAUGUGUGCCUGACCAAACCAAGCUUAAUCUGAUUGGUUUGAGUAACCUGGAUUCUCUGAGAAAGGCUCACCCUAGUUUUGAGAUUGUUCUCAUGCAGGACGGUGUCCGGAUCAAUGGGCCUGGCCACCUUGAAGCUGAGAAGCUCAAGAGCAAGCUCCUUGAGUUCCUCAGUGGCUUCUCACAGCAUCACGUGCCCUUGACUGGGCUGAAAGCCAAGUUCCUUGAGAAGGAGGCUGUUAAAAACAAGCUUCUGGCAUCACUUAAAGAUCAAGGUCUGCCAUGCACAUACACAGUGUCAGACAGCAUCUUAAUUGUAACUUCGCAUUCUCUCGACAUGGUUAACCAAGCCUGUGAGAGGAUAAAGUCCCUGGUUGUUGAGUUCAUACUGCCUGUGGAGCUGGAGUAUGAGUGUAUGCUAUACUGUCAGGAGUGGACCACCUUCCUGCAGUCCCUGAGCACUAGCUGUGCUGAAGUAACGGACGAGGAAGCUAAGAUCACCGUGGUAACCCUGAAAGGCAUGGAAGAAGAGGCAAAGGGCAGCAUCAUUCAGUUCCUCAGCACACCUGUUCAGAGAGAGGCUGUGCUGAGUCUGGAGCCAGCCAUGUUGAAAUACAUCCAGCUGCAACAUCAGCAGCUGCUGUCUGAUAUGGACCAGGUCAUCAUACUCCCACUGGAGACAGGAGACGGGUUUAGUAUCCAAGGAAAUCCAAGUGCAUGUCAGAUAGCGAUGGAGGUUUUAUCUGCUGUGGUUGCCUCAACCUACACAAAGACCAUUACUGUCAGCCAGCCUGGCAUUGCCCGGUUCCUGUUAGAACAGGAAGGUACAAGCAUCCUGGGAGAAAUGACGGCCAAGUUUCAGGUCUACAUUAGCCUGGACAAAGUGCAGUGGAAACCCCUGGAGAAUGAGGACAUCUUCGAGCUUGCCUGGAAAAUGCUGUCCUCUCAGAACUUCCUGAGGGGCUCCUCUGCUCAGCCCUUAAUGGUGGCCGACCUAAAAGCCAGUGACCCCACUGCUGCUGAGCAAUACGCCACAGCUUAUAUAGAAGAAGCCAAGAGGAUAUUGUCAGAUAUUGAUGGUGAUUGCACUUCCGAACCAUUCAAAACUUUAGAGGUGGCAGAGGAAAUAGACCUGUACACGGAUACCUCAGCUACAACGAAGCAGGAUGAAGACUGCCCACUCUCACCAGAGGAGCAGGCCUCGCUUUCACUGGCUAUUCAGAUGUCAAUGGACAGCAGUCAGAGUUUUGGCGCACAUGUAGAGGAAGAUUUACAGAAGGCUCUGGAACUUUCCAGAGGUGAAACCAUGCAAGCGGAUGAGGACCACCUCCUGGAGAAGGCUGUUGACAUGUCCCUGCAGGAGGCCAUCAAGAUGGCCAACUGUGCAGAGAUCCAGGUGUUUGCCAGCUACAACCACGACCUGGUUAGAGUGGACAUCGCUCUGGGGAAGAAGGUUGGAAUGAGGCAUUGUGAGGAAAAAGUGGAGCACAAGUGUCUGAGGAAGCUUUCAGCCUAUCACAAGAGAUGUGUAGACCUCAUUAAGAGAAAGCACGCCGUGGAGAUUCAAAUACAAGGAGCCACUGCCAUGGUGUCUGGCUUUAGGGACUAUGUGUCUGCAGCUUUGCCUGAGCUGAAGAACCUUUUGAAGAGAGCCACCAGUACAGGCUCAGAUGUUGAGAUCCUGAAGACCGUAGAGUGGGUGUGGCAUGAGCCAGGGUCAUCAGCAGCGGUGCCAUACCCUCCAGAGGUCACCGUGUACAUCGAGAAUGCAUGGAGGAUGAAACAGAAGAAGACUGACAUUGUGUUCAAUAAUCAGCCUUUUAUCAUUGACUUUGAGAAAAUGAAAGAGUAUAGUGUGUCGUCUGGCAGGUCAGUGUCCAUUGCAAGAAGACUCGUCAGCUCAGAAGACUCUCAAACUAAUUUGCAAGAUGAGGAUUACAGUCUGGUGUCAGACCUGCCAGACACCUUCAGAGUUGAUGAAGGUUCUGAUGAAUUUCAGGAUGUGGUGAAGGAAUUCUAUGAGACCAUUCAUGAAUACCACAACAAAAUCAAAAUCAUUAAGGUUGAGAAGCUUAUGAACAGACUCCUGUUUAACCAGUACAGGCUGAAAAAAGCCAGCAUGGAGCAGAGCACCACCUAUCCACAGGUGGAGCGCACCCUCUACCAUGGCACCAGCGAGACCAGUGUUAAGGAAAUAUGCAUUCAUGGCUUCAACAGGAGCUUCUGUGGUAAAAAUGCUACUGUAUAUGGCCAGGGAGUGUACUUCGCUGUAAGGUCUGCUCUUUCAGUGUCUGACACCUACUCCCCUCCCAAUGUAGAUGGAAACAAGUUUAUUUUUGUAGCCAAAGUCUUGACAGGAGACUUCACCAUGGGCAAGCAUGAAAUGAGAACUGCACCACUCAAGGAGGGUUCGGGGAUACCUGUCCGAUACCACAGUGUAGUGGACAAACCAGAAUCCCCCACGCUUUUUGUCAUCUUUAAUGACACGCAGGCUUAUCCUCAGUAUCUCAUUACAUGCCAGAAGGUCCAUGGGUGAAAGGUGCAUUUGGUAUUUUCCAAAUGGUUCUAGUAGGUGCUAAGGAAAAAAAUUCUUCCAGAUCAUCAUACAGGCCUUUCUACUGUCACACAUAAAGAGCAUCAUACAAACCUCCCUUCUGUCAUAAAAAGUUAGAUGUCAUUGAACAGUUAAGUCUACUAUUCAAGAAUUUUCAUUUAACUUGUAGAAACAAAUUUGAUCCAUUGCAAAAGUAAUGUGUUAAUUAGGCUACUCUGUGUGAUUUACCCAGUUUUACAACAAGGGCUGGUUUCACCGCCGUGGACUAAGUCUAGUGGUAAAUCUCCAUGGUACAUUCUUUUUAGUUUACAUUUAUCCAUAAUCUGGGUCUAGAAAUCUGGCCCCCAAGGUCUGCCUAAUGACAUUGAUAAUAUCAUUAUCAUUUAAGGUUUUCUCUAGAAUGCGUGAAAGUGUAUGAGAACCAUUGAGAAUUACUGAGCAAAAGUGCCUGACAAAUUGUUUUGGUUUGAUUUAUAAUUUUACACUCUGAUGGCUGUCAGUCAUUUAUAUCUGUGUAAAAUAAAAUAAAAAGACUUAUCCCGAGUAUACUUGAAUGUUGGCGUCUUGGUAACAGAGCAUAUACCAUCUUGGGUUGUUUGUUUGGGUUUGGGGAACGUCUAAUGUCUUUCUUAAACAUGACAGCGCUUGCUCACAUAAGUAUGUAUGAAUAAAAAUGUGUAUGAAUAUAAUGUGAUCUUUAAGAAUGGCUACCACUGUAAUCUAACCACAUCAAAUAUUAAACUAGAAAUACCCACGACCUA